Molecule: messenger RNA, 1907 nt
Organism: Diatraea saccharalis (sugarcane borer)
Lineage: Eukaryota; Metazoa; Arthropoda; Insecta; Lepidoptera; Crambidae
Source: the annotation of a GenBank genome assembly
AAGUUGAGUGAUUUUCGUUUUUAUCCCGUGUCGAGUGGAGAAAGAAAAGAUAUUUAUCCAAAUAAAUGCCUGCAGGAGGUUCUACAAUGGAUUCUCAAAGAGAAAAAGCGUUCCAGGACUACCGUAAAAAGUUAAUGGAGCACAAAGAAGUAGAAUCCAGGCUCAAAGACAUGAGAGAACAGCUUAAAGACUUGACCAAACAGUAUGAUAAAAGUGAAAAUGAUCUCAAAGCCCUUCAGAGUGUCGGUCAAAUUGUCGGAGAAGUGUUGAAACAGUUGACAGAAGAAAAAUUCAUUGUAAAAGCAACAAACGGUCCACGGUAUGUUGUUGGAUGUAGACGUCAACUAGACAAGAACAAGUUAAAAGGUGGUACCAGGGUUGCAUUAGAUAUGACCACAUUGACGAUCAUGAGGCAUCUACCAAGAGAGGUGAUAGAGUUGCCGCUAAUGAACCCGGAGCUGUUCGUGCGCGUGGGCAUCACGCCGCCCAAGGGCUGCUUGCUGUACGGCCCGCCCGGCACCGGCAAGACGCUGCUCGCGCGCGCCGUCGCCUCGCAGCUCGACGCCAACUUCCUCAAGGUACUCUCGUGGGACCACUUUUGUUCACUCCACUUAUACUUGCUGCCUGCUGUACGGCCCGCCCGGCACCGGCAAGACGCUGCUCGCGCGCGCCGUCGCCUCGCAGCUCGACGCCAACUUCCUCAAGGUACUCUCGUGGGACCACUUUUGUUCACUCCACUUAUACUUGCUGCCUGCUGUACGGCCCGCCCGGCACCGGCAAGACGCUGCUCGCGCGCGCCGUCGCCUCGCAGCUCGACGCCAACUUCCUCAAGGUACUCUCGUGGGACCACUUUUGUGGUGUCAUCUGCGAUCGUGGACAAAUACAUUGGCGAGUCGGCGCGCCUCAUCCGCGAGAUGUUCAACUACGCGCGCGACCACCAGCCCUGCAUCAUAUUCAUGGACGAAAUUGACGCCAUCGGUGGCAGACGUUUCUCUGAGGGCACAAGUGCUGAUCGUGAAAUACAACGAACAUUGAUGGAGCUGCUCAACCAGAUGGACGGGUUCGAUUCCCUCGGACAAGUGAAGAUCAUCAUGGCCACCAACAGGCCUGAUACUCUGGACCCCGCACUGCUGAGGCCCGGCAGGCUCGACAGGAAGAUCGAAAUACCAUUGCCCAACGAACAGGCCAGAAGAGACUGUCACAUCCUAUCGCUUCUUUAUUCUAUUCUUUUUAAUCCUCAAACACCGCAAUAUCUUAAAGAUCGCUUCGUUUUUCACUCUUCUAAUUCUCUCCGAGAUUUGAGGUCUUCCCAUAACCUUUCCUUAGUGAUCCCUCCUCAUACAACUGAUUUUGUAGCCAAGUCGUUUUAUAUCAGAGCUAUCAAACUGUGGAACUCACUGCCGGACAAAAUAAAUAUAAUUCACAGAUUAGAGAUACUGAAAAUCCACGCUGCACCAAUAGCUAAGCACGGUGAGAUGGACUAUGAGGCUGUGGUGAAGCUGUCCGAUACAUUCAACGGAGCGGAUCUCAGGAACGUCUGCACUGAAGCUGGACUGUUCGCUAUCAGAGCUGAGAGGGAAUACAUCAUACAGGAGGACCUUAUGAAGGCCGUAAGAAAAGUAGCCGACAACAAAAAACUGGAAAGCAAGCUGGACUACAAGCCCGUCUAAUUUUAUAUUAAUUAUUUUCUUUAUCAAUAUAUAAUACGAUAGAAAUAAAUUGAUAUGUCGAUUUAGAGAUAAAUCUAUAUGAAUUAUUUUAUACACAAUGAAAAUCUUAAAACAUCGACAAAUGAUUUUCCAACGCGAUCAAAAGGUUUUUAAGUCAUAUGUUGCUGAAUUGAGUGUCGAAUAAAGUUGUAUCUCUAAAGUGAUAUGAAGGUUUGUAAUAAUAAAACUUUUAACUUG